CAGACAGACCAAGCCAUUUUCUUUCGCCUCUCGUUCACGGAUAACUCACUGCUUGACAUGCAUUGUUCGUCCCAUUUUUAGGGCAGUGUUCGAACCCACAACUCUCCGACUCAAAUGUUAAAUGUUUACCAAACUGAGGCAAGCUUAACAGCUAAGCUAGUUAGUUACUCAGGUAGUGUUGAAAAUUGCACGUUUCCUCCAAAGGUGUAAAGCUAGCUCAAAAACAGACGUGGCCUCUUGAGAAAAUAAAACAAAACAAAACGAAGCGAAACGUUCGGCCUCUCCUUUCGGGAGGACGGUCUGCUCCGCACCAAGCACGGUCUCCACUUUUGGAGACUCAACCCACGGAGAAAGAAAUUAACCUUUAAAUCAUGGCUUCCAUGUUGGUUCACGCAUUCAGAAAUGUCCCAACCAGUGUGUCGUGGGCUGCAAAGUUAAAUGCACGUUUGUUGAGCUCAGUACCUCACACUCAGCCUCAAGCACAAUCAACCAGUAAGAAAACUCUAGCAAAACCAGGGUUGAGAAAUGUUGUCCUUGUUGAAGGUGUCCGAAUUCCAUUCUUGAUGUCUGGUACCACAUAUACAGAUUUGAUGCCACAUGAUUUGGCCAGAGCAGCGCUACAGGGACUACUUACAAGGACCAGCAUUCCAAAAGCAGAAGUUGACCAUAUAGUGUUUGGUACUGUUAUUCAGGAGGUCAAAACAAGCAAUGUUGCUCGAGAGGCUUCGCUUGGAGCAGGGUUUUCUGAUAAAACUCCAUCCCACACAGUUACCAUGGCUUGCAUUUCCUCAAAUCAGGCGAUGACCACAGCUAUUGGCUUAAUUGCCUCUGGUCAGUGUGAAACAGUGAUAGCUGGUGGUGUGGAGUUCAUGUCAGACGUUCCAAUUCGUCACAGCAGAAAAAUGAGGAAGACUUUACUAUCACUUACUAGAGCUAAGACAAUGGGACAGAGAUUGUCUCUCCUUGGAAAAAUCCGCCCAGACUAUUUUGCUCCUGAGCUCCCGGCUGUAGCUGAGUUUUCCACCAGUGAGACUAUGGGCCACUCCGCAGAUAGACUCGCAGCAGCAUUUGGUGUGUCACGUGCAGAACAAGAUGAAUUUGCUUUACGUUCCCAUGUUUUGGCUAAGAAAGCAGAGACCGAGAAGCUACUGAAAGAUGUCAUCCCAUUCAAGGUGCCAGGUCGUCAUACAGUCACCAAAGACAAUGGAAUUAGACCAUCAUCAGUUGAACAGAUGGGUAAAUUGAAGCCAGCAUUCAUCAAACCACAUGGAACCAUUACUGCUGCCAAUGCUUCAUUCCUGACUGAUGGUGCAUCAGCAGUGUUGAUCAUGUCUGAAGAUAAAGCACUGGCUAUGGGCUACAAACCACUUGCAUAUCUGAGGGACUUUGUAUAUGUCUCCCAGGAUCCUAAAGACCAGUUGCUCCUAGGGCCAACAUAUGCCACCCCUAAGGUUUUGGAAAAAGCUGGAUUAGCUCUUGAAGACAUUGAUGUCUUUGAAUUCCAUGAAGCUUUUGCAGCACAGAUCCUCUCUAAUAUGAAAGCUAUGGACUCUGACUGGUUUGCAAAGACUUAUAUGGGCAGAAAGUCAAGGGUCGGUGUUCCUAAAAUGGAUAAGUUUAACUGCUGGGGUGGCUCAUUAUCCUUGGGACAUCCUUUUGGUGCCACCGGUUGCCGCCUUGUGACAACGGCUGCUCAUCGACUGAUCAAGGGAGGUGGACAGUAUGCACUGGUUGCAGCUUGUGCUGCUGGAGGACAGGGUCACGGAAUGAUCGUUGAAACCUACCCCCAGCAGUGAAAGAUGUUUUGGAUUUUAGAAUUCAAUCAAUGCCAUUCCAAUGCAGUGGAGAAUUAAAUGAAGAAAAGCCAAGAUAUUCUGCUAGCCUGAGCAGAUAAAUUUUGAAAAUACCACCCACGUUUGUCAAUAAAAAUUUAAACCAUUGGAUCCGUCACUAAAAUCAGGAAUUCCGAAGGUCUUUUAGUAAAUGAUUUUGUUUCUGUAUCUUAGAAGUUUAAUUCUGACUGAAAGCCCAGAAUGAGUUCCCAUUCUUAGCUUGUAAGAACUAAGAAUAAGUUGGAUAUGCAGAUGAAUAGAGGUAUAGUAACAGCUUUUGUGUGCCUUAUUCUUUAAUAAAUAGUAAAUUUAU
Messenger RNA from Carcharodon carcharias (great white shark), 2145 nucleotides. It is a transcript of the gene hadhb, whose product is annotated as hydroxyacyl-CoA dehydrogenase trifunctional multienzyme complex subunit beta. Lineage: Eukaryota; Metazoa; Chordata; Chondrichthyes; Lamniformes; Lamnidae. The record is from RefSeq and is a predicted model, not a curated record. Gene Ontology annotation, molecular function: acyltransferase activity, transferring groups other than amino-acyl groups. Gene Ontology annotation, biological process: fatty acid beta-oxidation. Bases 372 to 1796 code for a protein of 474 amino acids. The transcript is spliced from 16 exons.